Messenger RNA from Candidula unifasciata, 1383 nucleotides. The record is from the annotation of a GenBank genome assembly. Lineage: Eukaryota; Metazoa; Mollusca; Gastropoda; Stylommatophora; Geomitridae.
AUGCGUAUUACUGCAGUUGUCAACAAAUUGAUUCAUCAUCAUCACCCGCGAAAUGUUUGCCAUUUCUCAUCACCGCUGCCUCAACUGUCCCCGAUACAGCGACCAGGACCACAACACGUGAACCGCUGCUGUAUUGUGCCUGUCAGGUACAAAUCAUUUGCCAAAUACAAUUACCAGUUGGGUGUUGCUCCUUCCAAGGACGUACAAGAUGUGGAACAGUACGCUGAGCCGCUCUUCCAGCCUAGGCGUGCAGUGAUCCUCACAAAGAUGACCAGAUAUGAGUACGAGAAGAAACUAUGUGAACAUAUGUCUGAGAACGAGUUCAGGGAAUAUCUUGAUUCUAAAGAUUCCGAUUAUAAAGGACUUCUUGAGCGACACAAGAACCAUUACUCUGCCUUGGAAGUGGUCAGGAAAGCACUGAUGAAAGCCAACAUUGAAUCCCACGUUGUUCACCGAUUCGGUCUGAACCAUGCUGUUCUAGAUUGGGCUGAUGUUGUUUUUACAGCAGGAGGUGAUGGCACAUUUCUGCUCGCAGCAAACAAAUUUCUCAACACAAAUAAGCCUCUGAUCGGAAUCAACACAGAACCUGACAGGUCAGAGGGCAAUUUGUGCCUGCCAAAGAGAGACUACUCAGCUGUCAAGUUUGGUAAUGCUUUAACAAGACUUCUGGCAGGAGAUUUUGGGUGGAAGUGGAGACAGCGCAUAGAAGUCAUAAUGUCAGGAAGACAUGUCAACGAUGAUCCAGUAGAACUUUAUGAUCAACGGCUGAUCUCUCCAGAGCCUAGAUUCACUAAACGUGUUGCAGAAGAUGAACAGAUCAGUCGAAAGCAUCUGCCUAAACUAAACUUCCCAACAAGGAGACUGCCUUGCUUGGCCCUGAAUGAGGUGUUUAUUGGAGAGUCUCAGUCUUCAAGGGUGUCAUAUUAUGAAAUAACAACAGACACGACCAGUAAGGAAAAACAGAAGAGCUCAGGGGUGACAGUGUGUACUGGAACUGGGUCAAGUUCCUGGCACUUACACAUGAACCAGUUGUCCAUGAGUGCCGUGGAAAAGAUUCUUAAAAUUGCUACUCGGAUGUCUGGCUGCAACUUCCCAGUUGAUGACCCGGUAGUGAGAGAACAGAUUAUGACCAGUUUCAACAACAGCUUACGCUUCGACCCCAGUGACCCAUUCAUGGCCUACACUAUACGGGAUCCUAUCAGAAAUGCUGUCUUUAAUGUGGAGCGCACUAGUGGAUUUGCUCAAAAAAUUGAUAUCCGUUCAAGAAUGUGGGAUGCCUGUUUGGUGAUUGAUGGAGGCAUGUCUUUCAAGUUUAAUGACGGCGCUGUUGCAACAUUUGAAGUUGCUGAGAAUAAUGCUCUGCGCACCGUUACAUUUGGCUAA